UGGUGGCCGUUGUGCACGCCUCAAAGUUUGCCUCGCCUGUCGGCAAUCUUCCAACUUUGGUCUGAUCAGUACGGUGAACAUACGGUUCUACAUUAUUUCGUCCCAUUCGGGAAAAGUUCAGCAUUACGUUCUUCUCACCAGAAGCUUUGAACUUCAUUCAAUCCAUACCGUCAUGGCCACAAACUGGCUCUUUCUUGCUCGGGCUGGAGUGGCUACUACGUGGAUAGAGCUAGCCUUUGUGAUUUCCUUUGCGUUGGGCUUUUUGAUUCUUAGAAACGGCCUUUGUGGUUUUUUCGGACGUGGUCAUUUGAAGCGGAGAUAUGGCAUGGCGAAGCACAUCGCCCAGUUCAACAUGAAAUUGAAAAACAUCAUUGAAACAGAGGCGUCAGCUGGCAACUGGGUCAAUGUCCUUAAGGCUUGGCGUGCUGGAGAAGACGAUGCUCCCACAACUAAGGACAUAUUGAGAAUCGUUGUGCAAGCUUUCGUAGAUGAAGAACCAAACGCUUUGGUCAAGGAGAUGAUCUCGCAUAUCAAGAAACAUGACAAGGUUUUCUCCGGGUUUGGAAUGACCAUCCUGGACGUCGUUGCGCGUUCAGGAAAGACGCAGUUGAUGGAAGAGCUUUGGGAGCUGCCGCCACAAGCAGGAAUCCAGCACAGCAGUUGCAGUUAUGAUGUCAUUUUGGGUGGCUUUGCAAGCACUGCAGAGAUAAAGAAGGUUCGGCUCUAUGAGAAGAUGAUGAAAAAGGAGCACAUGCGAUUAUCACCUCGGGGAUUGUCUUUGAUCAUCAAGGGAUACUUGAAGAACGGCCUGGUUGACCAGGUCUUUGAGAAGUUUAUGGAGAUGAAAGGCAGCAGCUAUGAAAUACCAUCUUUUGCUGUGGCACAGUUCUUUCGAGUCGCUGGCGAGGCUGGUCGAAGCGAGGAGUUCUUGGAAGCAGCCAGCAAGAACGACUUGGAGAUUUCGGUGGAAGCAUAUUGUGUUAUUUUAGUGGACUGUGUGCGAACGAGCAACCUCAAGUUGGCCGAGAAGGUGGAGACUGCUGUGAGAUCCACCAGAACGACCAUCUCUCCUCAGCUCUAUGAGAUGUUGAUCAAAGUCUACAUGCUUGGCUCUGAUGAGAGAGCCAUUGUAAUCUUCAAGGAGCUUCAACGCUCGGAUGGCGUCAGCGAGACCUUCUGUGUAAAAUUGCUGGCGCGCUGCGCAGAGUGCAAGUUUCUGAGCUUUGCAGAGGAGAUCAUCAAGCAUUGCCGAACUAUCAAGGUCAUGACUUUGUCAGUCUACAGUGCCUUGAUGAAAGUGUAUGCAUAUUCUGGGUUGUACGAGAAAGCAUGCGAUCUCUAUGAAGAGAUCAAACGGGAAGGUGUUGAGCCUGAUGCGAUGAUGUACGGGUGUCUUAUGAAGUUUGCAGUCGAGUGUGGGCGCAAGUCUCUCCUACAAGAGUUGUCGGAAAAAGUGCCAAGCCUUGACAUUCAGCAUUACAUGUCGAUGAUACGUUCUGCUGGCUGUGACGGUGAUGUUGCCCGAGCAUUUGCCGUGUUUGAACGAUUGAAGAAAAGUCCUGUGUCGGCUGACGUUGCUGCCUUCAACUGUGUUCUGGAUGUUUGUGUCCGUGCUGGUGAUAUGAAGAGUGCAAAAGAAUUGAUGGAAGACAUGCGUCCGCAGAAUAUGGUAGAUAUCAUCACUUACAACACCAUGAUCAAGGGCCUUUGCAAUCAAAGGGAUGUGAAAGGCGCCCGGUUGAUGAUGCAAGAGAUGGAAGAGAGAGGAAUUGCCGCCAAUGAUGUGUCUUACAAUUGCUUGAUCAAUGCUGCUGUGAGCUCUGGCAAUAUGUCAGAAGCUUGGGACCUGGUAAAGACCAUGGAGUCCAAGGGCGUACGCCCUGAUCGCUACACCAUAUCCACAAUCAUGAAAACUCUCAAAAGGACCACGCCACCAGGCCAUGCAGCAAAAUGCUUUGAUCUACUGGAUCGCUCUGGAGUCGAUCUUUGUCAGGAUGAAAUCCUUCUGAAUAUUGUGCUGGAGACCGGCAUUCGGCACAAAGAGCUGAAGCGGAUGAAUGGGAUCUUGGAAGCCUUUGAGCAAUCCAAAAUCCGUCCAUCGACACCAACAUACGGAUCUCUGAUCAAAGCAUAUGGGAUCAUGAAGAGACCGGACAGAUGUUGGGAAAUUUGGAAGGAGAUGACAGAUCAACGAGGUUUGACACCGACACACAUUGUGAUUGGUUGCAUGCUGGAUGCCUUAGUAUGCAAUGGCUUGGUAGAUGAUGCAGAACGUAUUUUUUACGAAUACUCCACGGCACCAAACGUGAUCUUGUACUCUAUCCUUUUCAAGGGCUUUGCAGCAACUCAUCAGCCAAAGCGAGCUAUGGAUUUGUGGAGAAGCAUGCGGAAGAAGGGCUUGACGAUGAACACAGUCGGCUACAAUUCUGUCAUUGAUUCACAGGCUCGGCUGGGAAAUGUGGAGGAGGUGACUGAGAUCAUGAGUGCAAUGUCUGAAGAAGGCAUCAAGCCGGACAGGAUUACUCAUUCGAUCAUCGUGAAAGCAUACUGCAUCAGAGGUGACUUCAAGCGAGCUAUUGCUACUAUCCACAGUAUGCAGGACUGCAACGUGGAACACGAUGCGGUGGUGUACAACACCUGUAUGGAUGCAUGUUCUAAGCACUCCAGGGUGGAGUUGGUGGAUCAGCUCUUGGAAGAAAUGCUGACUCACAAAAUUGCCCCGACGAACUUCACCCUUGGAAUUCUGGUGAAGACAUGCGCGCGGGCAAAGCAGCUGGACAAAGCGUUUGAGAUGGUGGACAAGUUGCCAAAAAUUGGAAAAUUUGCGCCGAACCAGCAGGUGUGGAUGAGCCUCAUGCAGUGUUGUAUCAACAACGGCUCCCCUCAAAAGGCGUUGGAAGUCUUUCAUGAAAUGCGGAAAUGUAGCCAUGGAGUUGACUGCAAGGUUUACCAGGUCUUGAUAUCUGGUCUGGUGAAAUAUGGUUGUUUAGCUGAAGCCGUGAAGCUGGUAGAAGAGGCUUGUGGCCUCUGGGAAUUACCAAAAUCCCGGAGCAAGCAGCACCUCAGCCUGGAUUGCCUGGAGGCGCUCUUCGAGGCGAUAAUGCGCCAAAAUUCGAGGCAAGAAUUGGCUUUACCACUCUUGGAGCGUCUUAGGGCGGCGCAGAUUCCCGUCAGUUCACGAAUGGUGGCGCUCGCGUUUGCGGCCAUUGAAGAUGCCUAGCGGAAAGGUUCUCUUUGAUGCAAUGUCAGCAGCGCUGGGGUCAAGUAAACUACCCUCCCAAAAGGCCGUUUGGAUGAAUAUCCCCUCGGCAGGUACUUUGAAGAGAAUGCUAGCCUUGACCAAUGUGUCUAGUUAGCCAGUGUAGUUCGUUUGGAGUCUAGGUUCCAGUCACAGCCCAAAGUGUGCUGUUGGACUACCGCGUUGUUCCAAUGGUCGCAGAAGUCCAUUGUUGUUUUAGAAAAGGGCCUUUUCUCCUUUAUGUCCUAUUUAGUUUCUUGUUUUUGCUUGCUUUGUCCAUCUACAUGAAAGGUC
This is a messenger RNA of Durusdinium trenchii, 3532 nucleotides long. The record is from the annotation of a GenBank genome assembly. NCBI's taxonomy places the organism in Eukaryota, Dinophyceae, Suessiales, Symbiodiniaceae.